This is a messenger RNA of Uloborus diversus, 1248 nucleotides long. RefSeq names its product serine proteinase stubble-like. Bases 1 to 1248 code for a protein of 415 amino acids. The transcript is spliced from 6 exons. Gene Ontology annotation, biological process: proteolysis. The record is from RefSeq and is a predicted model, not a curated record. Gene Ontology annotation, molecular function: serine-type endopeptidase activity. NCBI's taxonomy places the organism in Eukaryota, Metazoa, Arthropoda, Arachnida, Araneae, Uloboridae.
AUGACGGUUGAUCGUGAUUUAAUUUUUGACAAUUUUACGAAUAAUGAAAUAAGAGACCGCAUUCUCUUGCGCGCGCAUGAUGAAAGGUACCCAGUAGCAACAUCUGAGUCUCACAACGAGAGAAGACCUGUAUCUUCAUCAGAUGAUCAUAGCCUGAGAAAGCCAGUUACAAAGGAAGAGUCUCAUGAUUUACGAAGGCCGGUACCAUUGCAACAAUCUCAUGAUUUACGGUGGCCCGUACUAGAAGAUGAUACUCAUGAUUUGAGGAAUCCAAUUGUGGAGGAUACCAUCCCUCAUCAGUCAAAUGUCUCAGAAACUAUUCAAGAAGAUUCUUUGAAGCACACAUCUCCAUUGGUGGAUAACUUUGAAAACUUGGAAUCAUCUUUAGAAGCUGACAUGAUUGGACUACUUUCGCAAACCAUCGACGAAAGCGAUAUUUUUGUUGGCCGCUCAGGCGAAAACAUAAUGAAUGACAUUUCUCAAAUUUGUGGAAGAUCUGGUCGAAGUCUGAUGGCGAGGCUGGUUGGUGGACAUCAAUCGCCCUAUCUCCGAUGGCCGUGGAUGGUUUCUUUGCGUGUUAAGAAAAGCAAAGGAUUCCGUCACAGAUGUGGUGCAGCUCUCCUAAAUCAUCUGUGGGCAAUUACAGCGGCUCAUUGUGUGCAUGGAUAUAAAAUAAAAGACGUUCGACUCCGACUCGGCGAUUAUAAUCUGCACACCACUGACGAGCCUCAUCCUCACGUAGAACCCGAAGUGUUCGUGAUUAUUGUCCAUCCUGCUUUUCAACCUGAAACAUAUGAGAAUGACUUAGCCCUGCUGCGCUUCCGUCAGGCAGUCAAGUUCCAGGAUAAUAUAGCUCCUGUUUGCUUGCCAGUUUCUUUAGGUGACGUCACUGGAAGAGAAGGUGUCGUGACUGGCUGGGGCAAGUUGUCAGAAAGAGGUAAAUCUCCUGGUGUUCUUCACGAAGUCCAUAUGCCAAUAUUGACAAAUGCCGAGUGUGAGGAGCUGUACGCAGAGACUGGCAUUCCAGAAACAAUUUCAGACGUUUUCCUGUGUGCUGGCCAUCCUAAAGGUGGAUUUGAUACUUGCAAAGGAGACUCUGGAGGACCACUUGUUAUUGAAAACGAAGGACAAUGGAAUCUUAUUGGUAUCGUUUCUUGGGGCCGCAUUUGUGCUGCCCCCAAGCAGCCUGGUGUUUACACUCGCAUAACGAAAUUCAUAGAUUUCAUAAAUAAAUUCAUCAUUUAUUGA